AUGGCAGCGGCAGGCGGACGGCUCCUGGCGGCGGCCGCGGCUUACUCGGGGCGAGCGGGCUGGGGCGGGCCGCGCCGCAGCCCGGCCGUGCCGCUUGUGCCCUGCCGGAGUGCCACUGUCACCCGCAGCGGCGCCAUUUUGCCCAAGCCGGUUAAGACGCCCUUCGGCCUCCUCAGAGUGUUCAGCGUUGUGAUCCCUUUCCUGUAUGUUGGGACUCAGAUCAGUAAGAACUUCGCAGCCCUACUUGAAGAACAUGAUAUCUUUGUCCCAGAGGAUGACGACGACGAUGACUAAAGGAACUGUUAACGGAAGAACAGAAGGGAGAAAACCAUUGACAAAGCAAUGGUUCCAACAUCUGUCACCUGUGGUUUGUCCUUCCUAAACGUGGACAGGGGGCUCUAUAUCCCCUUUGCCAACGAGUGUCCUGCGCAUGUCUGUAUGAUGGAAAUCUGUAGACCAGGGUUGAAGGAAGUGCUUGAUAGGCCCUCUAUCCUUGCACACACACGCUCACCUCAUCAAAGACUGCUUGGGAUUCCUUUUGUUAGCAAUAUGGGAAACACUUAAUUAAAGAUGAAGAGACUGAGAUGUA
This is a messenger RNA of Gymnogyps californianus (California condor), 589 nucleotides long. RefSeq names its product single-pass membrane protein with aspartate rich tail 1 (gene SMDT1). The record is from RefSeq and is a predicted model, not a curated record. Bases 1 to 294 code for a protein of 97 amino acids. NCBI's taxonomy places the organism in Eukaryota, Metazoa, Chordata, Aves, Accipitriformes, Cathartidae. The transcript has 3 exons. Gene Ontology annotation, cellular component: mitochondrial inner membrane; uniplex complex. Gene Ontology annotation, biological process: calcium import into the mitochondrion; mitochondrial calcium ion homeostasis.